Messenger RNA from Momordica charantia (bitter melon), 1379 nucleotides. RefSeq names its product ACT domain-containing protein ACR11. Gene Ontology annotation, cellular component: chloroplast thylakoid membrane; chloroplast stroma. Lineage: Eukaryota; Viridiplantae; Streptophyta; Magnoliopsida; Cucurbitales; Cucurbitaceae. The record is from RefSeq and is a predicted model, not a curated record.
CGAAAAUAGGAUAAAUUGAGUGAGGCAUCUACCUAUCCAUCUCCAAUGGCGGAUAUUUCGAGAUCAAUCGGGUCCAGAUGGGUCGUAUUCCUCUUCAUCUUCUCCUUACUCAGUACCCAUUUCUCGCAUUCUGAAAUCAGAAUGUUCUCUGAUUUGGGUUCUUUGAUCUUACUCCCUUCUCUCUAGUUUCUGUUUUUUAUUCGCAUUGCUUUGAAUUUUUGCUUCUGGGUUUGCGAUUUUCGCCCUUCUGCUCGACAUCGCCAUGACUGUGGCUGUGCCUAUGGCUUCUUGGAGCUCUGGGCUUCACUCCAAUUGCAGUUCUUGGAGCCUCAAAUCUUCUGAAACCCGUUUUGGAAGUGGAGUUGGAAGUGGGGUUUUGACCAGAACUUCCCUUGCUUUACAUGCCAAAUGUUUCUGCCUACUUCAAAGAGGAAGAAGAUCUUCUUCCAACAUGAAGAGCAUUCCACGAGCAUCAUCAGCUACAGCUGUUGAGGAUGGAAGUAACGGUGAUACUGAUACAAUUCCAACGCCCAUAGUUAUAAUAGACCAGGACUCUGAUCAAGAUGCAACCGUCGUGGAAAUAACCUUUGGCGAUCGGCUUGGAGCCCUGCUCGACACGAUGAAUGCUCUAAAGAACCUGGGGCUGAAUGUUGUCAAGGCUAAUGUCUUUUUGGAUUCUUCUGGAAAACACAACAGAUUUUCCAUUACAAAAGCAGAUACCGGAAGAAAGGUAGAUGAUCCGGAGUUGCUCGAGGCAAUUCGUUUGACGAUUAUAAACAACUUGAUUCAGUAUCAUCCGGAAUCUAGUGCUCAGUUAGCAUUGGGAGCAGCCUUCGGAGUUGUGCCACCGAAACAACAGGUUGAUGUGGACAUUGCUACACACAUAACCAUACGAGAUGAUGGUCCUGACCGUAGCUUACUGUAUGUGGAGAGCGCUGAUCGACCGGGAUUAUUGGUGGAUCUUGUGAAGAUCAUCACUGACAUAAACGUCGCAGUUGAAUCUGGAGAAUUCGACACUGAGGGAUUGUUGGCUAAGGCUAAAUUUCAUGUUAGCUACAGGGGCAAAGCCCUCAUCGAACCUCUUCAGCAGGUUAUAUCAAAUAGUUUACGAUAUUUCUUGAGGCGACCAACGACAGAGGAGGCGAGUUUUUGAGCCCUGAGGUAAACUGAAACCAUAAAAAUAACCUGAUUGUUGUUGUAACAUAUCUUACCAUGGUCAUUCAUACUCUUUUUAAGUGAGAUUUGAACCUCAAAAUGAACAUUAUGCAUUCGUGAAUGCGUUCGUGAGAAAUGUACGAGUAUGUUAUUCGAUCCUCAGUCGUGUCAUGAUGUAUUCAUUAUCGCUCAUUUGAUACUUUAACAAAGUACAUUACAUGAUA